AUGUGGAAGUGGCUGCCAUCGCUGGCACUCCUCGCUGGCGCCGGGAGUGCCACUUGCUUGACUCCACCCUACAUCAGCAGCCCUGGGGACUCUCUUCCGAUGGGCGAAACCGGUGUGGGUGAUGCCCUGCUACCAGCAACCGCUCUUGCUGUGGCCUUGGUCGCGCUUGAUGAGGUCCAACCCAACGACUUGUUGCAAGAAGAGGAGGAGGAUCGUGCGCCCGACCUUCCCCGCCCUAAACUUUCAAGAGGACAGCGAAAGAGGAAAGACGUGCAGAAAUGCGCUUGGGCAAAGAUGUCGGAGGAUAAGGACCUCGGGCGGGUUCCGAGCUAA
Messenger RNA from Ectocarpus sp. CCAP 1310/34, 333 nucleotides. Lineage: Eukaryota; Phaeophyceae; Ectocarpales; Ectocarpaceae. The record is from the annotation of a GenBank genome assembly.